This is a messenger RNA of Stegodyphus dumicola, 2372 nucleotides long. RefSeq lists its product as uncharacterized. The record is from RefSeq and is a predicted model, not a curated record. Gene Ontology annotation, biological process: interstrand cross-link repair; negative regulation of double-strand break repair via homologous recombination; replication-born double-strand break repair via sister chromatid exchange. Gene Ontology annotation, cellular component: Fanconi anaemia nuclear complex. NCBI's taxonomy places the organism in Eukaryota, Metazoa, Arthropoda, Arachnida, Araneae, Eresidae.
CGAUGAGGGGUAGGGCUAUGGCGCCCAGACACCCUGGUGGUUAAGCACCGCAGUUCAACAUGUUCCUAACUUACCGCGCCUCACGGACUGGAGGAAACGGCGCUCGCCAAAGUCCUCACCUCCUUUCUUCUUGCUCAAAAGCAAGAUUGCUACAGGUUACCGCGCGAAUUUGAUUCGUAUUGGCCAGUUUCGUAUACACAUAUAAUACUAAAUAUUAGUUGUAAUUUUAUUGCAGUUUGCAAUGCUCAGUAAAGUAUGUGUUUUCAAUAAUAAGAUUUUUAUCCCGAAUUUUGUGGGCCAUGAUAUUUUCAUAAUAGCUCAUACCUAUGUUGAAAGUACCGAAAGUCGGCCUGCUGCCAAAUUUUAUGAAACAGCCAAAAUAAAACUCCCAUUAAGAGAUCCUGUUUUAAAAAAAGAUGUGUAUUUAGAUGUUACAGACAGUUAUGACGUGGGAUUGAAAUGUAUGAUAAUUGCAGUAAUAGAUUUCACCAACAAGUGGUCCUUAUUUGUUUAUUUUGACUUUCCAACUUCUAAUUUAUUUCGAGUUCAGUGUUUAGACUGGCCCUCCAAGACUAUUCUUCUCCCAAAUAUUAACUUUUUUUUCACUCAUGGACCGACGUGUUUAAUGCUGCAUGAGAAUCUGUUAGAGUUAUUCUUAUUAUCACACAAGCUGAAGUACUGUUUUAAUUUAAAAUCUAUAUUUUCUGCAAACUUUAAAAAUUUAAAAUUACUUCAAAUUGUAGGUUUAGGAAAGGUGGGACGUAAAUUGCCUCUUGAUGUCUUACUUAUUAUUUUAAGUUAUAAUGUAGGAGGCUAUCAAUUAAUUCAAAUUAUAUCACUUGGCUUAAAUUCACAGAAAAAAGAUUCAUCUGUCACAUGUAGAAAAUUAGCGACAUCAUUCUUCUUUCCUAAAUGUUACGAAAGUGCAUUAAGAACUGUCAAAGUUUUUAAUAUUCAAAUACCAGAAAGAUCAUCUGUGACAAAUUUCAGUGAAAUCAACUGGACUAAAAAUCAUGCUGUUGUUUGCACCGAAUCUGAAUGCCUCAUAUUCACCAAAGGAAUAUUAAAAUAUUGUUGCAAUAUUUCUCUGCCAUUUCCUGAAAUCCUCUAUCUUAAAGCUGAGUUACGAUCGUUAGCAACUGAGAAUGUUAACUUGAUACUUAGUUCUGGAAAACAAAGUGUUUAUUUCUUAACAGAUAAGAAGAAAAAUAACCUUCAGAUUAGCAAAGUAUGGACUGGCAUAAAAAUUGCUCUGAUUGGUGAUAUUUUAAAGAAGGGUGUAGUGCAGGUAUUACUUUUAAAAAAUUCUUCAUUUAGUGAUUGGCAAGAUGGCUGCAUCUUAACAGAUAUUUCAUCCUUUAUCCCAAUGGAUAUUGGAGAUCAAAGUUCUAUUCCUGAUGAAUGUCUCAAAGCAACUAUAUCCGGAUUACAGAAGAAAAUUCAAGAUGGAAAUCUGUUAAUUGCUGAACGAGAGUUUGAAAUAUCUCAGAAGAUAGCUGCAACUUUUGAUGCAUUGUAUAAAUUGCAUGAUUCUACACUGAUCGACAAAAAUUUAGAUCAACGCUGUGUAAAUUCUUUCCAAGAGUCUUUGGUUGACAUAAUUCUGCACAAGGAUGAAAAUUCUAAUGAACAAAGCAAAAUUCCACUGCAAAAUGAGGCACUUGUGAAGCUAAAUAGACACUGGAUGAAGUUGAUUAAUCAUCACUUGAUGAUGUGUUGGACAUUUAGCAAUGAAAGUGAAAGGACAAUAUGCCAUCCUUUUCUGAAAAUAUUUAUAGAAGCUCAGUCAGUGCAAUGUGUACAAAAAUUAUUUGUGCAUGAUUCCUCCACUGUUUCAUUUGAUGACAGAAGUGAAAAGGAAGUUAAUUCAAAGACAAAUUUCACAAUUAUUGUUAAUUUAAUCAACAUUCCGAAUUUUACUGAAAGAAACAUAAAAUCAUAUGCAGUUUUGUCAUGGUACGUGGGCUCAUCAAGUGAACUAAAUAAUGAAAUUUUGCUACCAGAAGAGGAGAAACAAUUAAUACAAAACCAGUUAUCAUUAGCAAUAAAUUUAUCAACAGACAUUUUCAAUUGUGUGCAACAAAAAGAUGCUUUUAGCUGUGAAGAUAUAUUGCUUAUGAAAGUUUUACAGCAAAGAAUUGUGCUAAAUGUUUCUUCUUUAUAUUCAAAUCUCACAGAUAUUGAAAAAUACUUAUGCCUAGAUUCUGAAAUUGUUCAUAUAUUUCUUCUCAAAAGAGUGAACUUGAAAUGUUUGGUCUUUAAGUCCAAACAAAUGCAGCUUUUUGGUGUGCAUAUGACUUUUAAACACAUAAACUCAAAACUUGUGGAAAUAGAAGCAUUUACUAGGUAAGUAUGCUGAAUUUAUUGACUGC